AUGCCAUCCGAUUUGAACCACCAACACGGCCAAAGCUUAAAAAGGCUACUGGAAAAGAUAGGCUUAAUUGUACCGUAUGAACUGGCUCCAGGUGUCAUAACGUUUCUAACAUUUCUUGGUUACAAGAUUAAAGCGCUGUGGACACCGAAUACCGACUACACGAUACGCGCCGCUAGCGACUAUGAGAUUCCGUUUGUUGCCACGCAGCCGGACGAAGUAUUGUUGCGAAAGGACGUGCAGUUGGUCAUUAUUACAGGAUAUCCGUCGAUGACGCCUCAGGUGAUAACCAAAGCUUUGGGUGUUGGGAAGCACGUCGUCUGUGACGUACCGUUGGCGAUGAAUGGGGAUCACUUAGUGAAGAUUAUCCAAGCGGUUGAAUACUAUCCGCAGCUAUUAGCUUUUAACUGUUACGGCAUGCGUGCCAUGAACAUAUACAAAGAAGCGAAGCGACUAAUCGGCAAAGGCCUAAUCGGCUCAUUGAAUGCGUGCGAGGUGAAGGUUAAGUCCGGUUCACUGAGCUGUGAUCAGUACAACUGGACACACGAUCGCCAUGCCGGUGGUGGGGUGUUGAACCUGGUCGGCAGUCACGUCAUCGAUCUUCUGACGUACCUGUUUGACCGACGGGCAGUGAGGGUUAGCGGUUUCGUUCAGUGCAUUCCGUUGUCGGACGCAUCGAAUGCGUCCGCGACCGACGUGAGGACGCGAACAGUAUACCGGAAGACAUGUGCCGACAAUUUCGCGUGCUUUGUUCUGCACUUUGACGGAGAUUUUUACGUUUCAGUGACGUUGAAUGCCCUUGGAUCGCCUGACUAUUUUCAAGAGGUGCUCAUAUGCGGCUCCGUUGGGCAGCUGGUCGCUCGUAACACGAGCUUAUUUUACGUGGAUCUUGCCGAUUCUAGCCCAGUGGAGCAGUUGGUAUGUUCAGAGUCGCCGACGUGUCAAGAAGUGCCUUUUGAUUAUGACGAGUGCAGUGACCCGCGCAAGCGUCCGUCACAACAUUUUUUAAUUUUGUACCGGCUGACGUUCAUGAAGUCGUUGGAGGUUUUGCACCGGUCACUGUUUGACUCCGAGGCCCGUACCGCUGACACAUCCAGCGCCCUCAGUCAUCACGGCCACAUCGGUGAUUUGACUAACUUUAAUGACAUGCUUUACGUGAAGUCCGUCAUUGAUGCCAUACGCAAGUCUAACGACAAAAAAGAAUGGAUGAAAAUUAGCUCUUGA
Messenger RNA from Soboliphyme baturini, 1221 nucleotides. Lineage: Eukaryota; Metazoa; Nematoda; Enoplea; Dioctophymatida; Soboliphymatidae. The record is from the annotation of a GenBank genome assembly.